Drosophila bipectinata is the source of this 902-nucleotide messenger RNA. Its product is annotated as neurofilament medium polypeptide. NCBI's taxonomy places the organism in Eukaryota, Metazoa, Arthropoda, Insecta, Diptera, Drosophilidae. The record is from RefSeq and is a predicted model, not a curated record.
UUCAUUUUUGGGGGGGCCUAUAAAAAGCGAAAGCUGAGCGCUGGAUUCGCUCAUAAAGACCGCAAAACUGCAAAAGUCCACUACGGAGUCAAGAGCAAGAAAUCAAGGAUUAGCAUCAUGGUUAGACCCAUCUACCUGACUUUAGCUGCUCUGCUCUGCCUCGCCUGUGCCGUGAGCUCAGCUCCCGUGGCGGGAUCAGGCUCCAGUCUCGAGUUCCCAGCCUCCAGGCAGGCUGUUCAGGAGGAGGAAGUCCAAAACUCUAGCGCUGUUACCAGCGAGGAGUCGGACGACGAUGAGGAGACGGAGGAUUCACACAAGGUGGCCGAUGAUUCUAAAGAGGAUGAUGAUGAAGAGGACGAUGACGAGGAUGAGUCGCUGAUUCGUAGGCGUCGCGAGGUGGAAACCACCGAAGCACCAGAGGAGGAGACCGGAACCGAGACUCCCGUCGAGACAGACAAGGACCAGAAGGUGGACGCCACCACUGCGGCUGCUCCAGUCCGGAAGCCUGUGCUCGUCCUCAUCCGGGAUGCCCUAAAGAAGGUUACCACCGACCUGCCCACCGCCCAGGUGGCCAACAAUGCUCUGCAGUACUUCCAGCAGUUCGAGCACUUUAUCCAGCAGGCUAUUGAGGAAGUAAUCGGCGAUGAUGAUGACGAGGAGGAGACUCCGGUGACCGUCAUUCCCGGGGCCGAAACCGAAGGCGAAGAGAUUAAGAAGCCAGAGGAAGAGAUCACCUCUGAGACUCAGCCCGAGAAGAAUACAGAAGCUGUGGCCAGUCCUGAGAAGGAAACCCCAGAGCCUGCCAAGGUGCCAGAGCAGAUGGCUUCCACGUCCGCCCCUCUGAGCAAUGCUGUCUAGUCUGUUCCGCAGUUCAAGUCCAUAAAAUCUAUUUAUUUUCAUUU